CACCAAGCAAUUAUUAAGUGCACGUUACUCCAUAAAAAUCUGCAUCUGUAGCCUUGCUCAAACACACUCAUUCAACCGCACAACCAGGAUCACAAACACCUUCAUCGAGCAAAACAUGGCAGCUGCUGAUCAUGCUACUCCCACCUAUGACCGUAUGAAAGAGGUUAAGGACUUCGACGAAUCCAGGAUCGGUGUCAAAGGUCUCGCUGAAUCUGGCAUCACCUCUAUACCCCGUAUGUUCAUUCACCCACCUGAGACUCUCUCUGACAUCAAAAAACCCAACUCUCGAACAUGCACCCAAAAAAGCAUCCCAAUCAUAGACCUUUCCCACUUCAACUCCCCCACUAAAAGACACCAACUUGUGGAACAAAUCAGAGAUGCCACUUCCACAUGGGGCUUCUUCCAAGUCAUCAAUCAUGGGAUACCCAAACCAGUCCUAGAUGAAACCAUAAACGCAAUCAAAGCUUUCCACGACCAACCACAUGAGGUCAAGUCUAAACUCUAUAACCGUGACAACGACAAGCAUGGGGUUAUGUACUCGAGCAACUACGACUUGUACAGAGCCAAAGCUGCCAGCUGGCAUGACUUUCUCACUGUUUGGAUGGCCCCCGAGGCAACGCGUGCGAAGGAGGAGGAUAUUCCAGAGGUUUGUAGGAAAGAGAUAGUUGCAUGGGAAUCGCAUUCAACAAAGGUGGCUGAGGCUUUGUUGGAGUUACUGUCUGAAGGGUUGGGUGUGGAGGCUGAGAGGUUUAAGGAUUUGGGGUUUUUGAAGGGUAAGUUGGCUGUGGGACACUGCUAUCCGUAUUGUCCACAGCCGGAUCUGACGGUGGGGAUCACAUCUCACACAGAUUCAGGGCUGACUGUGUUGUUGCAGAACCAGGUGGGAGGGUUGCAAGUCAAGCAUGGCGAUGAGUGGGUGGAUGUGGAGCCCAUCCCUGGAGCAUUGAUUGUCAACAUUGGCGACCUCAUUCAGAUAAUCUCUAACGAUAAUUACAUAAGCGUGGAGCAUCGUGUUUUGGCUAAGGCAUCUAAAGAGCCUCGUAUCUCAGUCCUAACAUCUUUCAACGUGGGCACUAUAGCUGAUUCUGAUUACUUCAGACCACUGCCAGAAUUAUUAUCACCUAAUAAACCAGCUCUUUACCACAAAUUCACGGUGCCGGAAUUUCAUGAAAAUUUUUACAGCAAGGGUUUGGAUAGCAAAUCUUUCAUACAGAAAGUUAGACUGUGAAAUGAGAAUACUAAGAGGACUAAUAAAGUCUAUAUGAUAUAUGUUGCGUAUUUAUGUUCCUAUGUGAAUUGAAUGGAGUGACCUAUUCCCUGCUAUCAAAUGCACUUUGCUUGAGGCAUAAUAAAUGAGGGAAACUCAUGUACUUUGCUUAAAGCUAAACUA
Quercus lobata is the source of this 1390-nucleotide messenger RNA. RefSeq names its product 1-aminocyclopropane-1-carboxylate oxidase homolog 4-like. The record is from RefSeq and is a predicted model, not a curated record. The transcript has 2 exons. Bases 116 to 1228 code for a protein of 370 amino acids. Lineage: Eukaryota; Viridiplantae; Streptophyta; Magnoliopsida; Fagales; Fagaceae.